AACCAACUCCUGCCAAGUAUACUCGUGAGGCGUUCCCUUUCUUGGCCUUUACCUCAGCGGCAGCCUCCUCCUCCUCCUCCUCCUCCUCUUGCGUUCUUCUCGCCAUUCUCUCUCUUUCUCUACUUCAGCUUCUCUGCAUCUGGAUCUCCAUUGCAUCCGCGAUGGACCCGUCGGAGCUGAAACGGGUCUUCCAGAUGUUCGACCGCAACGGCGACGGCCGCAUCACCAAGGCGGAGCUCACCGACUCGUUGGAGAACCUGGGGAUCCUCGUCCCCGAGGCGGAGCUGGCGUCCAUGAUCGAGAGGAUCGACGCCAACGGCGACGGUUGCGUGGACGUGGAGGAGUUCGGCACGCUCUACCGCACCAUCAUGGACGAGCGGGACGAGGAGGAGGACAUGCGCGAGGCCUUCAACGUGUUCGACCGCAACGGCGACGGGUUCAUCACCGUGGAGGAGCUGCGCUCCGUGCUCGCCUCCCUCGGCCUCAAGCAAGGCCGCACCGCCGAGGACUGCCGGAAGAUGAUCAACGAGGUGGACGUGGACGGUGACGGCGUCGUCAACUUUAAGGAGUUCAAGCAGAUGAUGAAGGGUGGCGGGUUCGCAGCUCCCAGCUAAUGGCUGCCUCCUCGGAAGAAUCAGGAUGUAGAUAGCGAUGACGACGACGGAUUUGGAUUGGACGAAGGAAGCAUGCAAGCAGAUGAGUUCAACCCACAUAACGUAGCAUCCGGUCACCGCCACACCACUAUAGAUUGCUCUAUAGAUCGCACUGUUUCUGUAUCAGCAUGUCUCUAUUUCAUUCCAUGUUUAAUUAAUAUUAUAUAAUAUUUUAUUGUA
Messenger RNA from Musa acuminata AAA Group (dessert banana), 833 nucleotides. RefSeq names its product calmodulin-like protein 3. Lineage: Eukaryota; Viridiplantae; Streptophyta; Magnoliopsida; Zingiberales; Musaceae. Gene Ontology annotation, molecular function: calcium ion binding. The record is from RefSeq and is a predicted model, not a curated record. The transcript has a single exon. The coding region runs from base 162 to 614 and encodes 150 amino acids.